GGGUGGGAUGGGUUGGUGGUUUGCAUCGUGGCCAUUAGAUGGCGCUCAAGAGGCUCCACGAUCCCACCGAGAGAGUUGAAUGGGAUCCCAGUGUGAUCUGGCUCACAGAGGCGGGAGGGGAAGACAGCGCAAGUCCUGGAAGAGGUUUGAGCCAAAAGCACUCUGCUGUCCGACUUUCAUCGACAUUCCUACGUGUGUCCGGCCCGCACAGCUGAGCCAAACGGUUCACGGCGCGUAAUUACGCACGGGAACGGCAGAUCCGCGGUGUCGCUCGCCGUGGAAACCCGCGGACAAAGGGAGGCAGACGGGCUGGCUGGAGUACAACUGACUUGAGAGGAGAAGAGGAGUACUGUUGGAGGGGAAACGAGGGGAAUCAGGAGUCGGAAGUGAUUUGUCUUUUUUUUCUCUUUUUUUUUCGGAAAUGUAACUUGCGUUCAGGAUAUCGAGGAAGAAGCUGAUCAGUUUUGGAAACCGAGAAAAAAAAAACAAAAAAAAAAACAAAGGACAAAAAGUGGAGUGUUGAGUGGAACCAGAGCCCGAAACAGCAUCCAGAUCCUCGGAGCAUGGGAGGAGUUUUCUGCGAGCUGUAAAAUGUUCCCGCUACAUCGAGAGAGGGAGCAGCCCAUCUUCAGCGCCAGAGCUCAUGUCUUCCAGAUCGACCCGGCCACCAAACGCAACUGGCUGCCAGCCAGCAAACACGCCGUCACCGUGUCCUUCUUCUAUGAUGCCAGCCGCAGCGUCUACCGCAUCAUCAGCGUGGGCGGCACUAAGGCCAUCAUCAACAGCACCAUCACCCCCAACAUGACCUUCACCAAAACCUCCCAGAAGUUUGGCCAGUGGGCAGACAGCCGGGCCAACACUGUCUACGGCCUGGGCUUCUCCACUGAGCAGCAGCUGCAACAGUUUGCGGAGCAGUUUAAGGAGGUGAAGGAGGCGGCCCGUCUGGCCAGAGAGAAAUCUCAGGAGAGGUUUGAACUGGCCAACCCUGCACUCAACAUCGCAGCUCCAGAGCUCUCCCAGUUGUCGGAGGACCGCCAUUCUCCGCCGCUGCUCACAGUCAACGGGCCGGGCGAGGAGAAGCUGUUUCGCAGCAAGAGUGCUGAAGUGGAGCUGACAGCAGAGAAGGAGAGGGUCAAAAAGAUGCUGUCUGAAGGGUCGAUGUGUGAGAUAAACCUGGAGGCUGAACUCUUCACACUGCAGGACAGUAACGCAAAGCUGGUGGCGGCACUGCAGGAAGCCAACAGCAGUGUGGAGCAGUGGAAGAAGCAGCUCGCUGAAUACCAGGAGGAGACCGACCGCCUCAGAGACCAGGUGGCAGAGCUUGAGUCACAGCUGGGGCAUCCUGCUGCUGGUCAGACUGGCAGAGAGGAGCUGAGUCAGUCACUGGAGAAGCUGGAGGCCCAGCUGAGAGACAAAGACCAGGAAAUUCACAACCUGCAGAGCAAGAAAACAGAUGUGGGCGAGCUAGAGAAGGAGAGGGAGGAGGCCAUGCAGAGACUGCAGGAUGUGGAGAGACGAAACACCGAGUUGGAGGAUCAGGUUCAGAGUGCUGAAAAGACACUGGCCUCCAGCCGUGAAGACCAGAAGCAGGCGGAGGUCGAGGUCCGGCGUAUCAUCGAGGUCCUGGACGUCAAAAUCUGCGACCUGAACGACCUGAGACAGAGCCUGGCCAAGCUCAUCGACAAAUAGCCACAGCGUCGUCUGGGCUGCAUCUCCACAGUCAGUGCUGGUUUCAUCCAUGUGGCUUUGAUUUGUGUGUCAGCAUAGCAACAGUCAAAGCGGCAUGGAGGAAAACAUGCAGGUGUUUACCUCCAUGGGUCUGUUUGGGUUUUUUUUUAAGAUCACUGCAGGUAAACAACAGGAACCUCAUAAAGGUGCUAAGUGCAAAAUAAAACAUCUGUACUGUACUCAUUGUUACAUUUACUAGUCUAACCGUGGUGUAAUUAUGAUACAGUCAGUCAGAACGAUGUAAUUGGCUACUACUACUUGUUUUCCUAUAUCAUAAUUCCCUGCAGCUGCACGUUUUUGUUGAUUUCACCAGGUUUGUACUCUUUUCACCAUCUGCCAUCACUGGAAACUGACAGCGUUUGUUCCAUUAGCUGUGGAAGAACAGCGCCCUCCUCCUGUUUUUGAUGCUAUAGCAGCGUAUUCUCUUCUAAUCUGACCCGGUGGUUUACAGUUUUAAAAUGCUGAGCAGAGCUGACAGCCUUUUUCAGUGAUGGUCUCAAUUGUUCAUGGUAAUAAUGCUAAUGUCUCAAAAGGACUGAGAUAAUGAUUUACUGAUUGCAAACAAUUCACAAAGCACCUUUAAAGGAGGACUCGCACCGAAGCCGAUUUUAAGCUUGUUAUUUUGCAAAAGCAGACAUUUCCAACAGGUGUCAAAGGAUUUUCUCCUUGUUUAUCUUUGAGUGAUCGCCAAUCCACUUGUAUUAGUGUGUUUUCACCUGAUUAACAGACAAGAGGAGCAUUAAAACUAGGAAAGAGUCACAAGAUCUGGUGGUGUAAUAAAGCCACUGGUGCCCUGUUUUAGUGCAGAGCCAGAGCUCUUGACUAUUCUUCUGUGUCGAGGCAGACGGUUAAACUGCAGUCCUGUAACAGCAGGAGUCACAUCUACAGUUUAAUGGACAAUUAGAAAUGUACACCCUCACUUUACAUAAAUAUUUAUCAUAAUUCUGAACAUUUGGUUCAUAGAAACAACAAGCAAAGUAAAAAAUGUCUGCUUUUACACAGUAACAACUUCACGCCGGUGGCAUCCUUUUCUUUCGGCACUGUGGAGAUGCACGCAGCAGAGGUUUGGUCGGGGUAAGGACACAUUGAGGCAAAGACCCUGAAUAAAGUCACCUCCAGUUCACCGUCAGCAGCCUGGACUGGCCUCACACCAGCCAGAACAUCAACAGUCUCUGAGAUGCAACAACCUGCUCACAUUCUAUCUUCUGAGGAUCGCCAGCGUUCAUGUUUUAUGAGGACGGCUCUUCCUCACCACUUAUUCUAUUAUUCAUGUUUAUCGAUGGGUUGCUCACAGUUGGGGUGGGAAAUCAACGAUGGCGAUGGGCCAACUUGCUGGUAAAUUCAAGCUGCAGCUGCUAGCUCUGCCCUCUGCAUUGGAGCCACACCGACAGGUACAUCAGCAUGUGAAGGAAGCUCCUGAUGUGUCACUGUGGCCUGUGGACGGAGACGCCGUUUCCCACCCCGAUGCUGGUGAACCCGAGAUUGCACUUGAUAAUGUUUGUGCCAAGUUUUUCCUUGUUUACAUUUGUCAGUGUUCACAAAAUUAUCAUGAUCUACUUUAUGUGCUUUUUUUCCUGUGUUGCUCAACACUACCAUUUACCAUAAUAGUAAUAAUAAGCCCAGAGAGAGGAUCAGGGGUGCUGCAGAGCAUAGAUCACUAGGAGAGCACUGCAUGAGCUCUGCAGAAGCCUCGGACCUGCCAAGGAAUGUGAAGGUGUGUGUGUGUGUGUAUGUACGUGUGUGUGCACAAUACUUGGUGUGCAGAUGGAGACUGAUCGAGUUAAAAAAGCACAACUGCAGUAGAUUUAGUAUUAGGGUACUUAAAUAACGUGGCUGUCAGCUUUGUAUGUGAACUUCUGAUGCACAAUAUCUAUCGAUCUUUGCGUCUCGCCCCCUGAUGAGUUAUUGAUUUCUUCUCAUGACAGUAAUAUAGGUACAAAUAAGGUGCAGUCCUUUGCAGCUGAUGAUGCAGGAACUGCCAGGAUAAUAACAUGUCAAAAUGUAAUUUAAACAUGUCAUAAUUGUUAGUAUAAUAAACUAGCAUCUCAUUAUAACAGUCAUCUGCAAUUAUUUGUUAGAUUUUACAAUAAAAUGCCUCUGGAGUUCAGCAAGCCCAAUAAUAAUAAAUAUGGAGGGAAAUGAGUCUCAAAUGAAAAAUGUACAAAUGUGUACCAUUUGUAAAUUCUUUUGGGUACUUGUGAAAGUGUGUUCCAAUCUGCACACACUUACAAAGCAACAUGAACACAUGUUGAACAGAUUUAGAUGGUUAAAUGUGUAUGUGGAGAUCAGGUUACAUUUACAUGUGGACAUUUGAGACAUUUUUCGCGUCUUAAGUGAUCCACAAAUGUAUGCUGCAUUUAUGUGCCAGUGAAAAACUGGGAAUUUCUGUGAAUGUGUCUGUAAUCAAUAGACAGAAUGGCUUGUCACAGCAAUUACAACAAAUGUAUUUGCCAAAUAUUGACUCUACACAGUAGCCUUUAAAUCAGGGCUGGUUCCAUUUUGCCCAUUUUGUUUUGAGUGAAAAAUAAUUUUUAAACUGUAAUAUUGUCUAUGCUGUUUAUUUCUUAUGAGUUUAAAUUCUCUUUGAAUAUGAAGGAUCCCUAAUUAUUACGAUGUUUCUCAUAAUCAGGUCAGUCAAUUAUGGGAACUUUACAUCCUAGAACCAUUUUUCUUUUCAAUAAUACAAAAGGUAUUUGUAUGGAAACCCAUUUCAGCCAAAUAUUUAAAAAAGAUAAACUAAUCUAAGAUUGAUUAAAAAAAAUGUAAGUAAAUGAAAAAUAAGUCAUAAUCAGGAGAUAAAGUUAUUAUGAGAUAGAAAGUUGAAAUCAUGAAAUCAUCAAAAAUUUACAAAAAAACACAACUGAUAUAUUAUAUAUUGAUAUUUUAUUAUUAUUAUUUUUUUUUUUUGUAUCUUUAACUGGCAUAAAUGGGCUUAAAUUUGUUUGCUUUUAGCCCGUGGCCCACCAUCAGCUUCAGUUCUGGCAUUCCAAGGGGAAAAAGUUUGGCCACUCCUGCCAUAAAUGUAUAUGAUUUUAAUUAGCUACUGCUGCUGGACGUGUUGUUUUACUGGGCAUAGUCAGUUUUGGCAAAAAGUGGAGCUGCAUGCAUUACACACACAUUAAUUUCUCUCUUUUUCUAGUAGUUAUUGUACCUUCAGUCCCACAACGCUGGUGUUUCAUCGUUUUGACAGGCUACUACACUACCUGAGAGUUCUGACAUCAGCUGAUCCAUGCAAAUCACUAAAUUAGCAAUAAGGUUUCUAGCAUAGAUGCCUGUUCAUAGUUAAUACCAGUAAUUUGUAGGUAAUACGAACUCUGUAGAGCCUGUUUUCAUCCAUUUUAAUAUCGGUACCAUUUUCCGCAGCUGUUGUCUUUUUUAAUGGCUUCUCCAGUUAGCAACAGAUUAGAACCAGCCUUUAAUCAAGCAUGAAGAAAAUGCAUCGGAGGCCAUCAGCUCCUCUGCUCGAGCUCCUCAUGGUAGAUUUUGGAAAAACUUCACAACAGUCUUUUUACAGUGCAUCAUUAAGGCACAGUAACGCUGUACGUGCAUUACGAGUAGUUUCUGUGCAUGCAUAAAGGGGGAAAUGAGACUAACUGCUAGAUCGAAUUUCCGAACUGCGUCUGACCUCUGUUGAGAGGUUGCGGGGGGCGACAUUUUCGACCGAACAGUAGAGGCAUGAAUAGAUAUUACUCAAAAUAUAGCAAUAAAUGGAAGAUGUUGUAAUACCCUCCUGACGUACACUGAAGUACGGCCUUUUCAAACAUCUGUUGCCAGCUACAAGAGAGAAUGCAGUACCAAAGACACACCACUGUCAUGCUGAAGACACGUCAACUGGAAUAAACACACAACUUUAACUUUGGUUUAACAUUUGACUCAAAAUACCUCAAUACUUCAGUUUCAUUUGGUAAAUGGAAAACAACUGGUCAACUGGUGUUCAUGGUCCCGAUUUUGUUGUUUCAUGCAUUACUGAAUUGAGGAGACAGGUGUUUGUAUGGAAUUUGACAAUGUGAGAUGAGUUCCUUAUAUUUGUAUAGAGCUGUUUAACAUUAAAACUCAGUCAUGCAGUCA
Messenger RNA from Acanthopagrus latus (yellowfin seabream), 5796 nucleotides. Its product is annotated as homer protein homolog 3-like. The coding region runs from base 592 to 1689 and encodes 365 amino acids. The transcript has 11 exons. The record is from RefSeq and is a predicted model, not a curated record. NCBI's taxonomy places the organism in Eukaryota, Metazoa, Chordata, Actinopteri, Spariformes, Sparidae. Gene Ontology annotation, cellular component: plasma membrane; cytoplasm; postsynaptic density. Gene Ontology annotation, molecular function: G protein-coupled glutamate receptor binding. Gene Ontology annotation, biological process: regulation of store-operated calcium entry; G protein-coupled glutamate receptor signaling pathway.